AUGUUUAGCUUUUGGCUACUCCGAAGGAGGAGUCAUAAUCAUCACCCAGUGGUCAUAACCGACACAGACUUCCCGGACGACACAAGCACCACAGAGGAGAUACAUCAAGCUCAAGAAAUGUUGGCAUCUGUGAAACUUGAGGCAGUGCAAAUCGGAUUACAUCUUAACUCUAAGAAGACGGAAGUGAAGCAUUUCAACCAGGGAGGAGUAACAACCAUAAAGGCAAAGAAUGGAGGGGAAAUAAAAUCUAUGAACAAUUUCAAAUAUCUAGGUGGAUGGCUUGAAGCUUUGCAAAAGAUUUUAAGUACAAACGGCUCUUCUUCUUAA
Porites evermanni is the source of this 327-nucleotide messenger RNA. The record is from the annotation of a GenBank genome assembly. Lineage: Eukaryota; Metazoa; Cnidaria; Anthozoa; Scleractinia; Poritidae.